This is a messenger RNA of Eremomyces bilateralis CBS 781.70, 924 nucleotides long. RefSeq names its product integral membrane protein-like protein. Gene Ontology annotation, biological process: fungal-type cell wall organization. The record is from RefSeq and is a predicted model, not a curated record. Lineage: Eukaryota; Fungi; Ascomycota; Dothideomycetes; Eremomycetales; Eremomycetaceae. Bases 1 to 924 code for a protein of 307 amino acids. Gene Ontology annotation, cellular component: cell cortex of cell tip; plasma membrane. The transcript is spliced from 2 exons.
AUGAGGUGGCUUGGACUAUUUCCCAUACUUGCGUCUAUCGUAGCAUGCGUCCUAGGGUUCCUCUGCAUCUUUGCAGGAAGCCAGCCAGAUGUCAUGGAGGACUAUGAUCUCAUCAAUGUGAACACGUCCCAGAUGCUGCAGAAUCUGAUUGAUCUAAACCCCACGCCGAGCAACGAGGGCUCAGAUGGUCUACUAAGCGGCCUUCUGAGUAAUGUGACCGACCGUGUCACCGGAUGGAUUGAUGAUAAGAUUGAUGCUGGUAUAACCGACCUCACUGAGGAGCUUGGCAUCAAUGAUUUCUAUUCGGUCCACAUGAUGGAUUAUUGCACAGGGUCGUAUGGCCCGAACAGCGUGCCGAAUGCCACCUUGUUGGAAUCGGAUUUUGAUAAAAACGUUACCGAGUGCUCCAACCGUACAGCAUCGUUCAGCUUCGACCUCGCCGAUAUUCUCGAGGAGACCCUUAACAAGAGCGGUAUCGACAUCAGUUUGGACGACCUCCGAUUUCCCGAUGAGCUUCAAAAUGGACUGGAUGCGUUGGCAGGGUUGUUUCAAGCUGCAUUCAUUUUAUUCUGUAUCGGAAUCGCCCUCUCAUUCUUCGCAAUGAUCUUUCCCCUCUGGUUUAUUAUCAGUUCUGGUCGAGGUGUAGGGCGGGGCCGAGUGGCUGCGCUCGUUAACCUUGUCAUUGCAAUGCUGGCUUUCCUAGCCUACGGCAUCGCUUCCGCGAUUACGACUACACUGAUCGUCAAAGGCACGAAUGUCAUCAACAAGUACGGAGAGAAUAUCGGGAUCGAAGCAAAGCAGGGUGCCAAAUUCUUGGGGAUUUCAUGGGCGGCAACUGGACUCAUGUUUCUAUCGGCUAUCAUCUGGUGUGGAGGAUGCAUUGUUGGAAGACGAAGGAGGACGCAAGUGGUCAAGGAAGGAUAA